UGCGGAUUGCGGAGGGAUACGGAAGCCCUCGCAGAUGUGAUUUUGUUGCAUGGUGACCGCUCACAUUGUGUUUAGGAAACAUUUUCAUUCUUUAGUUUUAUAAUUUCUAAGUUUUAUGAUUGGAAUUUUAACGGAAUCAACAUCUACUUAUCAUACUUAAGGACAGGAGAAGAAGUAGAAGGUGGCCUUCUGAUGGAGUGUGUUGAACAGGAACAGGAGGUCCCUGCUUCACCUGAGAGGCAUGAAGCAAUAAUGGAGAAACCCAAUAUCGUGUUUUGGAAUAUCUUUGAUCUGAAGGAGGAAGACACAGGUCCAAGCAAACUUCCAGAAGCCAGGAUCAUUCCCAUCCCAAACCAGGAAAUGACCAACGGCAUGCCCCCCACAUCCACCAAGACUGCUUUUGAUUAUUUCGCAGUUCCUACUUUGGGCUUCAAGGUCAACGGGCGACUGGCUUCCCUCAAACCUGGAGGUGACGUUGCACAGUUUAAGCUUCGUUGUAACCCUGGAGGUUCAGCUAGUGGCUUCACUACCAUCCAGAUCCCCGCCACCGUGACCCUCCACAGUUCUGAGGGCGUUUCCACCAAAGCGUUCCAGUCUGAUGGUGCAACCUCCUUCAUCAAGACUCCUAAAUUUGUUCCCAAGCCAAGCCCUGAGCCCAUCCCUGUGAUCACAGGUGUGGUUUCGGGUGAAGCGGCCACGAAGGUUCUGAAUGACCAUUAUGUGAACUUCAAAUCUGGUUUUGUCUCCCCUGCUGAGGAAUCAAAAUCAAAGGAAGCUCAACCAAAACCAGAGACGAAUUCUAUUUCAGAAAAGAAGCUCAUGGCUCCAGAAAAACUACUGCGGAAAGGUGAGAUCGAACCCAUCGCUCCCCCGAACUGUAGCGUCUGCUCGUCUCCGUACAAACUCAUCACACAGCUGAGAGGCUUCAUGUGUAGGUGCUGCUCUGGCGUCGCUUUGGGUCUGGCGAACUUAAAGAAGCAGAGGAUCAAAGAGCAACGGAAGAAGAGAAUGAAGAUCAAGCUGAAGAAGAUGGAAGUCCCUGACUUGUCCCACACGGUCCCCAGUCCUAAACCACAACCAGUAGCUGUGAAGUUCACCUCUCCUCCUCGAAAGAUUCGUCGAUUCUCUGAUGACUUCCUGUCAGAUGAGUUCAGCUGCCCCUCCUCCCCCGGCGACGACAGCCUGGUAAAGCUGGAGGGGUUCGUACCACAGUACGACAUUCCUCAGGGCAAACUGGUGGUGCUGGUGGACGAUUUUUACUACGGCAAAGCUGCCGGAACUGCCUCAAACAGCCUGCUGAACAAGAAGUUCAGCGGGCCGUUCCGGUGCAUCUACUGCUCCAAGAUGCUGUGCAACAACAUCAAGUUUAUGGAUCACGUGCAACAGCAUGUGUCCAGCAUGUCUGAGCGGGACGAAAAGAAGGACUCGUCAUCCGUCUGUCCACACUGUUUCCGACGUUUCCCGUCUUCGUUUAGGCUGCAGUGUCAUUUGGAAGUUCACCGCCAGCACGAGUCGACAGUGAUGUGUAAGAUCUGUGAGCUAGCGUUCGACAGUCAGCCAGCCUUGCUGUGUCACAUGAGGAGCAUGCACAAACCCGGAGAGAUGCCGUAUGUCUGCCAGGUGUGCAAUUUCCGCACGUCCUUUUACUCCGACCUCUGGUCUCACUUUAGGGAGGCACACGUCGACACCAGGACCCUGCUGUGUCCGUACUGCCUCAGAAUACUACGCAGCAGCGCCUGCUACCUACAGCAUGUUGUCCACCAUCAGAAGAAGCAAAUGAUCACCUGCAGCAAGUGUCGCCUUCACUUCCUGUACGUUAAAGAACGAGCCCACCACAGAGAGCAGCAUCACAAUACCUAUGUGACUCCACCUCAGCUCAGCGGACUCAAAGCUGGAACCAAGGUCACAGUCAGGUCGUAUUCUGCUGUUGGAAGCUCUGAGACCGAAGAAGGGCAGAAGAGGACAUUUGUCCCAUGCAAAGUGGUGGAAGUCACCGCGCCUCCCCCCAGGGACAGCGAUCCCGUAAAGAAACCGUUUGAGAGUUUGGGCUCUCUUCUGUCGGGUCUGACUCCCCACAGGGAUUUCAACCCCUCCCAGCGAUGUGUCGAGUGUCUCACUGAUGUCCCAGAUGUCAAAACUCAUUUCCCAUCUCUCAUUCACUGCUCCAUCUGCAGGUUCUCCACCUGUUGCAGCAGCACCUACGCCAACCACAUGAUCAAUAAUCAUACCACCCGGAACGCCUCUCUGUUCCCAGACGUCUUCCUGUUUGACCCGAGGUUGUCGGAGACGUUAAAUUGCAAGUCGUGUACGUUUUCCACUAACAGAGGCGAUGCAAUGGCCAAUCACCUGACAGAGAGGCCAGAUCAUGUCUGCUCCAUGAUAGAAGAUAAAGCGAAGGAUGUUGUAGAUCGACCUGCCAGUGAUCCUGUCUCAGGGGGCGGUUUCAAACCAGUCCAGGAUUACAACUCUGACAGUAAAGAAACAAACAACGAAAAUGGAGCCUUUGUCCCGAUUCAGCUCAACUGGCCCAGGCCAAUCUCCACCCAGCUGAAGGUCAAACCCCUCAAGUCCGCCUCGUCUUCGUUCUUCAAACCGGCCAUGACCAUCACGUUCCUGAAGUCGGACAAGCCCUCAGCCAGUUGGUCACUGGUUCAUCUCUCCAUCGUCCUCUCCUCCUUGUGUCAUGGGAUCCAUGUGGUGUCUCGUCGAUGCCGCCUGGCCCCUAAGGCCAUCCGGGCCCUGAUCACGCUGCAACAUCGCAGCCUAAUGCAGAAGACCUGGAGCUGGAAUACGGACAAGAUGGCGGAGUGGGUUCUCAGCCGGAGGGAGCAGCAGCUGAGCGUGACAGAGUAUGUCCUGCUGACGACGGCCAGGAAGACUCUGGGUGAGAAUACCUCGAUGGAGGAGUGUUACAGUUGGACCAUCGACUUCAUGCUGAGGCACGACCUCGGCCUGCAGACCACAACAAACAACAAGCUGGAGAACAUUCAGGCUGAUAAGCGCAUGUUCGUCAGGUCCCUCCACAAAAAGAUCCAGGGUGGAGCGCUGCCGUAUCACUGCCUGGGCUGCAUGGACGAGCUUCCCGUCUUCAUCAACACCAACCUGUUCCUCAGACAAAACGCAGAGGCCUUCCAGCUGUUCAGCUCGCCUGAUAUAAGACCCAAGUUCGACAUCAUCGUCUCGGCUCUGUCCAAUGGCAUCUUCCUGCCCCCCUUGUUGUUCUUCACCGGAACUGUUUCAGCCAUCCCGGACGAGUUUCCCGACAACGUGCUGCUGGAAGCUCGGAAUGAAGGUUUCACCGAUGAAGAACGCCUGAAGAUCUGGAUCGAUAAGGUGUGGCGUCCUCACGUGACCUCAAAGCAUAACCACGAGUCCCUCCUGGUGGUGGACGUCCACCGAGGUCACCUGACGGAGACAUUCAAAGAGAGACUGGCCGACACAAACACAGAUCUGGCCUUCAUCCCGCAGGGAAGCAGCCGCCAGCUGCAGCCGCUGGAAAUCUGUGUGACACAAGUGCUACGAGACUUCCUACUGGUUCGGUGGAAUCAGCUGGUCUCUGAUGGCGGUCUGGAUGGUCUGAUGAUGGAUCAGCUGGCUCUGACUUUGGCCUGCUGGUUCAGUGAAGUUUCAUCCACUCUGAAGUCACGGAGAGAGAUCCUCCGCGGAUCGUUUAGUUUGGCCUGCGGCACGAAGCAGGGGAAUCGUCAAGAAGAGUCAGCAGGGAUGAUUACUGCUCUGACCAAGGCUCUGAGCCAACCUCCAGACACCGGAGGACCAAAACAGGAGCUCGAACAGGAGCCAGCUCCAGAGCCGGUGGCCCGGGUAAAGGUGAUGGGAGAUUUUGAAAACUAAGACUUUAAGGAGGAGAAGCAGAAGUCCAUGUGUGCCCCACCUGCUCUGGGUCAGGUGAUUAACAGUGAGAGGUAGAGGUUUUCAGAUGGCUGACUCUUUGUCUUCUGCACAGUAAAUAUUCACAACCCUGGCUCCUUAAACGCUGAAUAAAAUUAUUAGUGUGUCAAUUUUUGUUUUCCCCAAAGAAGCAAAAGAAGUAUUUUUGUCCCUUUGACUAAAAAAACCCAAAACAGGCGAGUUGCUGGUUAAUUUUCACCAAGCAGCGACUUCUCGUAUUUAGUGAUUCAGUCUUCUGAAACAUCUACUUUCUUUAAUAUUUGGAUUAAAACACCAAAUAAUGUGAGGAACGUCGGGCAACAACACAUCUGAAUAAUUCUCCAAAAUAAGUAUUUAUUUAGUUUACAAAUAAGAAGCAGGAAUAUACAUGAUAAUGUCUUCAGAAAAAGAUUCAACAUAUAUAUUUUUAUAUAAUAAACUUUAUACUGUGGUUCUCCACUCCGUUAGGGUUUAUUUAACUAAUGAUGACAUCACAACAUGAUUUAUUUUGUUCAGAUCUACUCAGGUCAUUUAAAGUUUUCCUAACAAAUCUUUAUUUAAAUAUUCAUGUCAUUUUGUUCAUUUAUAAACCAUCCUGAGGUCCGUGUGAUGUUUUCUCGUGUUAUCAAACAACAUUUAACUGCUUAUAGAUCAAUAAUCUGGAUUGUUUUUUGUUGUAAAUAAGUGGGAUAAUCACAGUUUAAAAGAAAAGUCUGUGUGUAAUCACGUUUAAUCAUUAAAAUCCUAAAGAUCAGCUGAAUUAUAUUAAGAUGACGUUAAAACUGAACUGAGAUGAAAUAUUUUCUCAUCAGAAUUGAUCAGAUUGAGUUCAACUGAGGUUUUUCUUUCCUGCAGUUUGUAAAUAGAUGUUUUUAUUUUGUAUUGUAACAUGAAUUAUGUGAUGUUUGUACUACAAAUAAAGGAAAUUUUUACUUUG
This is a messenger RNA of Nothobranchius furzeri (turquoise killifish), 4825 nucleotides long. RefSeq names its product pogo transposable element derived with ZNF domain a (gene pogza). Gene Ontology annotation, biological process: regulation of DNA-templated transcription. Gene Ontology annotation, molecular function: RNA polymerase II cis-regulatory region sequence-specific DNA binding; DNA-binding transcription factor activity, RNA polymerase II-specific. Lineage: Eukaryota; Metazoa; Chordata; Actinopteri; Cyprinodontiformes; Nothobranchiidae. The record is from RefSeq and is a predicted model, not a curated record.